This is a messenger RNA of Megalobrama amblycephala (Wuchang bream), 2453 nucleotides long. It is a transcript of the gene aldh4a1, whose product is annotated as aldehyde dehydrogenase 4 family, member A1. The record is from RefSeq and is a predicted model, not a curated record. Gene Ontology annotation, molecular function: L-glutamate gamma-semialdehyde dehydrogenase (NAD+) activity. The transcript has 15 exons. The coding region runs from base 160 to 1830 and encodes 556 amino acids. NCBI's taxonomy places the organism in Eukaryota, Metazoa, Chordata, Actinopteri, Cypriniformes, Xenocyprididae.
GGUAGUUCUCCAUUCAUGUGAUCUUGGAGAAUACAAGCAUUAAAGUAUCACUUUAGCGCUACAGUUCCUCGGCAGGAGGAUAUAUAUCGUUUCUUUUUUAUUUUAAAUAAAUAUAAAUACAUAUAUAAUCUCUCCUUCCCCCGUACAUCCAAAUUAAACAUGCUACGAGUGAGAACUGUCAUCUGUCAGUCCUGGAAGGGGUUCAAGACCUUCCCGUGUGCAGCUGUGGAGGUGAAGAAUGAGCCCGUGCUUGGGUUUAAAGAGGGCAGUAAAGAGAGAUCAGACCUGGAGAAGGCAUUACAAAACCUGAAGGGAAAGACAGAAGAGAUUCCAUGUGUGAUUGGAAAUGAAGAAGUGUGGACUAAAGAUAUCAGAUACCAGCUGUCUCCCUUCAACCACUCUCACAAAGUGUCCAAGUUCUGCUAUGCUGAUAAGGAGCUGAUAAAUAAAGCCAUCGAGGCCUCGGUAGCCGCUCGGAGGGAAUGGGAUCUUAAACCAGUGGCGGAUCGAGCCCAGAUCUUCUUCAAAGCUGCUGACAUCAUCAGCGGACCCAAGAGAGCUGAAGUUCUGGCCAAGACUAUGAUCGGACAGGGUAAGACUGUGGUCCAGGCUGAGAUUGACGCUGCUGCAGAACUCAUUGACUUCUUCAGGUUCAAUGCCAAACAUGCGGUGGAGCUGGAACACCAGCAGCCAUUGGACAGCGAUGGAAGUACCAACACCAUGCUGUACCGUGGACUGGAGGGAUUUGUAGCUGCUGUUGCGCCGUUCAACUUCACAGCGAUUGGUGGAAACCUUGCCGGCACCCCUGCAAUCAUGGGUAACGUGGUGUUGUGGAAACCCAGUGACACGGCCAUGUCCGCCAGCUACGCCGUCUAUAAGAUCAUGAGAGAGUCUGGACUGCCGCCCAAUAUCAUCCAGUUUGUCCCAGCUGAUGGUCCAGUGUUUGGAGACGCCAUCACGUCAUCUGAGCACCUGGCUGGCAUUAACUUCACUGGCAGCGUCCCAACCUUUAAACGGUUGUGGAAGCAGGUCGCCCAGAAUCUGGAUAUCUACAGGAAUUUCCCUCGUGUCGCUGGAGAAUGCGGUGGCAAGAACUUCCACUUCGUGCACAAAUCCGCAGAUGUUCACAGUGUGGUGACCGGCACCAUCCGCUCGGCGUUUGAGUACGGAGGACAGAAGUGUUCGGCCUGUUCCAGGAUGUACGUACCAGACUCCCUGUGGCCUCAGAUCAAACAGGGACUCCUGGAUGUGCACAAACAGAUCAAAUUAGGAGACCCAGUCGAAGAUUUCGGCACUUUCUUCUCAGCAGUUAUCGAUGACAAGUCAUUCUCUAGGAUCAAGGGAUGGCUGGAACAUGCCAAAACCUCUCCACAUCUGAAGAUCAUCGCUGGAGGAAACUGUGAUGACAAAAAAGGAUAUUUCGUGGAACCCACCAUCAUUGAAACCACCGACCCACAGGAGAAGAUCAUGAAUGAGGAGAUCUUCGGACCCGUCCUGACAGUUUACGUUUACCCUGAAUCUGAUUACAAAAAGGUCCUGCAGUUAGUAGACAACACUUCUCCAUAUGCCCUGACAGGAGCCGUCUUUGCCCAAGACAAGGCUGUUAUUGAUGAGGCAGGAAAGGUCUUGAGAAACGCUGCUGGAAACUAUUAUAUCAAUGACAAAUCUACAGGAUCCAUUGUGGCCCAGCAGCCAUUCGGUGGCGCCAGAGCAUCAGGCACCAACGACAAGCCCGGUGGCCAGCAUUACGUCCUCCGAUGGACGUCCCCUCAGGUUGUCAAGCAGACCCACGUGCCGCUUACAGAAUGGAAAUAUCCCUACAUGGGAUAAGAGAUCAUGAGCGUACCGCCCUGAAUCCCUCCAUCGAGACUCAUAAAGCAAUCAAACCCCUUCUUAAUCGUCCCAUUGUGCUGAAAAUGCCGUUGAGAGGACCGUUAGACUGUUAGAACAAAAAAUGCCCUCUGCUGGUGCAGCCUUUAACAUGAAAACCACCGAGUCUCCAGCUGGUGUGAAUGUACUCAAAGAACUGCACGUCUUUGCAGAUUUCUGCUGCCUCUGGUGUCCGCUUCAAACAUCACUGCAUUAUUAAUAUGAAGAGAUACUGGAUUCAAACAAACCUGGGUAAAUGCACUGAAACGUUUUCACUUUAAUCUGUUAUGAUUUCACUCAAAAUUCACUAUAUCCAGAGAGUAAACUAUGGUUUUAUAAUUGUCAAAUAACUGGAAGGAAACACUGCGUUUGUUCUGUUACAUUUAACUGAUGCAAAUUAUAUAUGCUGUUCUAAUUUAAAUCUGUAGCAUUCUAAUAUCAUUUACAUGUGAGUGUGAAGGCAAACAUGAGGGAGUGUUUUCACUUUUGUGAAAAUGACCAAGCCAGCAAGGUAUAAAAACUUGCCUGGUCAAAAUAUCUGAGAACUUACUGUGCCUCAAUAAACACAUGGUGUGGAUGAUGGA